Saccoglossus kowalevskii is the source of this 4508-nucleotide messenger RNA. RefSeq lists its product as uncharacterized. Gene Ontology annotation, molecular function: RNA binding. The record is from RefSeq and is a predicted model, not a curated record. Gene Ontology annotation, cellular component: nucleus. NCBI's taxonomy places the organism in Eukaryota, Metazoa, Hemichordata, Enteropneusta, Harrimaniidae.
UAUCAAUGAUAAUCAAUGGUGAAUUUCUAAAAAAUCUCAACCAUUUUACAAUCUUUUAUUCAUUUGUUCGAUUUUUGUGAUCACUGAGAACAAAUACGGCCAAAAUGGAGGCCGUCAGAGCCUUUAAUAACGAGCUCUCCAGUCUCUAUGAAAGCAAGCCGCCUAUCUCAAGAGCCAAGAUGACGGCGGUCACCAAGAGUGCCAUCAAAGCCAUCAAAUUUUACAAACAUGUGGUACAGAGUGUAGAGAAAUUCAUAAUGAAGUGCCGGCCAGAAUAUAAAGUUCCUGGUUUGUACGUUAUUGACUCAAUAGUAAGACAGUCCAGACAUCAGUUUGGAGCAGACAAGGAUGUAUUUGCACCAAGAUUCGCCAAGAAUGUUGUUCCAACCUUUCUGCACUUAUUCAAGUGUCCGCAAGAUGAUAAAGCUAGGGUUGUCAGAGUCUUAAAUUUGUGGCAGAAGAAUGGGGUGUUUGGUGCCGAUGUCAUCCAACCAUUACUAGACAUGGCUAACCCUGAACUGACAGGUCAGGAAUCUAUUGAUGUUGCUCAAAGUCAAGAUCAAGGUCAAAGUGCCCCCACUGUGAAGGUAGAAGUACCUACAAAGCCACCAGAAACUGCAGGCUGGUCAGGCUGGAAUGAAACGCAGGAAAAUGUACAAGCAGUGAAACCAAAUGCACCAAAUACAAAGCAACCAACUAUGCAGUCUCUGCAGAGCUUGAUCCAACAAACACAAGAAGCCCAGCAUCAACAGCAGCAGACCUUGCAUCAGCUACAAGCACUGCAACAACAGAUACAGAAACAGAGUCAGCCGUCACCAAGGAAACAGACCACACCUCAGUUAGAUAACUCCUUAAUGGCACAGAUACAGGCAUUAAGUGCGUCGUUGGCUGCAGCCACUGCUGCUGCAGUCUCCAAGCCAACCACUGAUUCAACAAAUGUGCCUGAAAAACCGGUAUUUAAUAAGGCACUGUUGGACUUUGAUUACGGGGAUGAAGAUGAAGAUACGCAAGAUAGAGGGGUUGACCAGAGGCCACCAGUAUCACAGCCUCCACCAAGCACGACCUCAGAUGAUAUAAUGGGUAACCUGGCCAAUGCUGAUUUAUUGGCACACUUGAAACAAACUCUACAGCAGACUGAAGCUCCAACCAAUCUGCAAGAUCCUCUAUUCCAGCAACAACUACUGCACCAUUUGCAGCCUCCGCCUCAACUGGACCCUCACCAAUUAUUAGAACAGCAUUUCAGUCAGCAAGUCAACCAGAGUACCAGUAUAGAUGAUAAUCAGUCAGAAGCAAUGCAUGUUGAGGAAACCGUAAUGCAAGACGAGUCUGAGAUACCUGCAGUAGUAACAGAUGAAGCUGAAAUGACAAGUAGUCGCCACUCUGACAAAAGAAUGAAAUCUAGAUCUCCAAGUAAGAGACGUCGUUCAAGAUCUCGGUCUCGAUCACCUAGGCGCCGCAGACGUAGAUCUCGUUCUACUUCAAGGAGUCGAUCUAGGAGGAAGCGAUCACGAUCCAGAUCUCGAUCUAGAUCACCCAGGCAUAAGGAAAGGCGUAGGGAACGAGAAAGAGAGAAAGAACGCCAGAAAAAAGGUCUCCCAGCAAUCAAAGAAAAAACAAUUAGUGUUUGUUCCACUACAAUAUUUCUUGGUCAUCUGGCAAAGGCAACUGGUGAAAAAGACAUCAAAGAAAUCUUUGAAGAGUUUGGUCAGAUACAGUCAAUUGAUAUAAUACCACCCAGGGGCUGUGCAUUUGUGUGUAUGGAACAACGACAAGAUAGUCACAAAGCAUUACAGAAACUGAAAAACUUGAAACUUCAUGGAAAUACCAUCAAAAUGUCCUGGGCAACAAACAAAGGUACUAAAGGUGCAGAAUACAAGAAGUACUGGGAUUCUGAUCUUGGUGUAGCAUACAUCCCAUGGGACAAGUUAGCAACUGGUAUUGAUUUGGAAGAGUUGUCAGAAGGUGGCAUGAUUGAUCAAGAGACUUUACCGCCAGAAUUGAGAAAAGCUGAAGAGACCGAAGUGGAUGAAAAGAAAGAUUUGGCCAAGAUGUCACAAGAUGAUCUGAUAGCUUUGGCAGCUGCCCAAGCUGCAUCUGUAUCUGUAGAUACUCCAACCACUGAUCAAGGCACACCAGGACAGACCCCUGGAACAACGCCCAGUCAAACUCCGAUGCAGACCCCCGGACAGAUGCAUCCACAGAUGCCACCUUCUCUUCUGGCUCGCCCACCAGGGUAUCCAGCAGCUAUGCAGUUUCCUCCUUUCCCAGCUUUCAACCCGAGAGUUCCACCACCACCUUUUGGUAUGCCAGGAUUUAAUCCAGCCAGACCUCCACCUAUGGGUGUUCCACCGCCAGGCAUGAUGCCUCAGAUGAACCCUGCGCCACAUUUUGCAACAGCUCCGAUGCCUGUUACACAGAAACUUGAUUCGGGGGAUAACUCGGACAUUGGUAAAACUAUAAAGUCUGAUUCUGAUGGUAUGAGUGAUAUAGAUGAACGCCAAUCAGCACGGGUGAAACAGCUGCUGAACACUCUGAAAUCGGUAUCUAAUCAAGAUCAGAACAAGACGAGCACUUUAAAUGAUUUUUCAAGCCCUCAAAGAAUUCCAGCUUCCGCCCCAGGUACGGUCACGCCCGCCUCGCCUUUAAUAAGACAGCCUAUGCCAUUUAUGCCGAGACAGCCAAUGACCGCACCUGGAAUGGUCAACCAGCUGGGUGUUAGAAUGCCGAUGGGAAUGGCAAUGAAUAUGCAGCCAAACCAGAUGGGGAUGCCUAACCAAAUACCUGUUGCAAGUAUGCCUCUAUCAACAUCAGGUGCUUCAAACGUUACAAAUGUACUUGCCGCCACACAGCAGAUGGGUCAGCGCUUACCUGCUAUGAUAGCAGCAAUAGCGCAGAGUGGAAUUCUUAACAGGCCAGCUGGUAUGGCUGGUGGACAGAUUCCGAAUUUAAUGAGCAUCAACAUACAACAAUCAACACAACAGCAGCCAGGGAAUAUGGGUCAAGGAAUUCUACAACAGCCAGGAAGUAGACCUCCGCUAUUAGGGGCAGUUCCAUCCAGAAUGCCGAUGGGUCAGAAUUUACCAAGCCCUAAUAUGCAGAGUCUACAGAGAGCCGCUAACCCUGUACAGUAUCCUCUCUCUGUUUUGCAAGGAGCUACAACCAACGUGCGACCCCAGGUUCCAGUCAGUGGUGACGAUAGAGAGAAAAAAGAUGGAUUUGGUGUAUCUCAAGUACUUAACGCUCAUUUACAAACUAACAGAAGUAAUUUUUCGCGAGAUGUAGAUGACAGGACUCUGGACUCAGGUAGUCAGGAAGGCUUUAAUGAGCGAUUUAGUAGUUCUAAUAGAUCUGCGGAGUCGGGAAAACUGUUUGAUGACAGUGAUGAGAGGGAUAGGUGGAGAAAACCCAACGAUGACUGGGGGAUGUCCAGAGGAGGUGUUAAUGAAAAGUGGAGCGGUUUGGAUGCAGAGAGGGGGAUAGGUUUUGAAAUACCUCCCCGUGAUCGUGAUUGGCGUGGUCAAAGCCCGAGGGGUGGAGGCAUGCCAGACAUGAGAGAUUGGAGAGGUCGUCGUGGUGACAGGGGCCGUGACUGGAGAGAAGAAAGAGGUUUUGACCGGAAAGAUAGGGACAGAGAAUGGCGUGGCAACCGUGAUUAUAGAGAUAAUCGGGAUAACCGUGAUAGUUUUGUAGAACGUGGCUUUUCUCGUGGUUAUGAUCGCGAUCGCGAUAGGGAUCGAGAACGCGACUACAGUCGAGACAAGUACAGGGAAUUCAAGAGAGAACGUAGUCAUGAGAGGGAUGAAUCAUUCCACAACAGGAGGAAUAGAGAUGAUAGAACGAGGUCUGUGAGUGAAACUAAGGACAAAGAAACUAGCUUGGAUAAAUCUCCGGAAAGCACUGAAACAGAUCAAGCAUCGAACAAUGAGGUACCCAAGAAGGAAGCUAUAUUAUCGCCAACAACUGAAGAGAGACCUAUCGACAAAUCUAUUAAUGAUCACAAUGGGAACUCCUCGCCUGUAGCAACUCACAACGAUGAAGGACCAAAAGUGAACGAAAAAUCAAAUGUGUCUCAGGAAAAAAACCUUCCGAAAUCUAUUUCUGUAGAGGAGGACCAAGUGUGUGAAAAAGCUGUUUCGUCGCCAAAGUUGGAAAAUGCUGACUCAACUGAAGUUGAAAGUAAAUCAGUUGAGAGUAAACCUGUUGAAAAUGCUGAACCAUCCAAGAUCACGACAGACCAGGAAUCUGCUUAAUUAAUAUAGCAGUGAUAAAAUGCACUUACCUGUAUGCGUUUGUUGUGUGCCUUUAUUCUGUGACAAGCUAGUGAGCUGCCUUUGAUAUGACAAGUACUUGUACAAUAAGUGAUAUUGGAACGCUUUCAUACAUCUAAUUGUUGACCAAAUAUGAGCUGCAAUAUGGAAGAUAUUCCAUUUUUACUUUGAAUAAUUUUGCAUAAAUCCUUGUGGAUGAGUGGAAAUAAAUUUUAUCAGUUUUUAUUUUUGUAACUCGGA